This is a messenger RNA of Megalops cyprinoides (Indo-Pacific tarpon), 3241 nucleotides long. RefSeq names its product complement component 7b (gene c7b). Bases 8 to 2503 code for a protein of 831 amino acids. The record is from RefSeq and is a predicted model, not a curated record. The transcript is spliced from 18 exons. NCBI's taxonomy places the organism in Eukaryota, Metazoa, Chordata, Actinopteri, Elopiformes, Megalopidae. Gene Ontology annotation, cellular component: membrane attack complex. Gene Ontology annotation, biological process: immune response. Gene Ontology annotation, molecular function: protein binding.
UGUCUGCAUGCUGGCAAUGAAGGUGUGGCUUGCUGCUGCUCUUUCCGCUCUCCUCUCGGUUGCCAGCGGAGAGCGGCCGGUGGACUGUCGAUGGGGUCCCUAUGGAGACUGGUCAGAGUGCGACGGAUGCUCUAAGACACAGACACGGACUCGCCCGGUGCAGGUGUUCGCCCAGUUUGGGGGACUCCCCUGUUCAGGGGAGCCGGCUCAGACACGAGGGUGUGUCCCCACCAGAGGAUGUCCCCUAGAUGCAGGCUGUGGAGACAGGUUUCGCUGCUUCUCAGGUCAGUGCAUCAAUGCGGCGCUGGUGUGUAACGGAGAUCAGGACUGUGAGGAGGACGGCUUUGAUGAGCAGAAGUGUGAGGAGUCCAGCAGCACCAACGUGUGUGACGACCACAGAGUCCCACCCAACAUAGAGCUGACCGGCCUAGGCUUCGACGUGCUGACUGGGACGUUGAGGAGUGCAGUGAUCAACACUAAGAGCUUUGGCGGUCAGUGCAGGAAGGUGUUCAGCGGAGACCACAGGACCUUCUACAGACUGCCUCACAGCCUGCUGAGAUACAGCUUCCAGGUCACAGUGGACGACGACUUCAGCGAUGACUUCUACAACAGCUCCUGGUCCUACAUGAAACACACUGAAAACAAAGAGCACUUCAAAGGGGGACACAAUUACCGCACCUUUCAUAACCAGCUGACCAGUGAAAAGGCCUACAGGCUGCUGAUCCUCAGGAGAGGGGUGGAGGUGGCACAGUUCCAGAAUAGUCCUCCAGAGUACCUGUCGCUGUCGGAGGAGUUCUGGAAGGCGCUGUCCGCUCUCCCGGUCACGUACGACUCCGCUGCCUACCGCUCACUCAUCAAGAAGUACGGCACCCACUUCCUGUCUGAGGGGUCGCUAGGGGGGCAGUAUGAGGCCCUGCUGGAGUUCGAGGCGGAAUCUAUGAGUGAAACAAGUUUGACUCAUAUCGACUACCAAAAAUGUGUGACCAAAGUCAAACGUAUACUGUUCUGGAAAAAGACGAAGACGACUUGUGACAAACUGCUUCAGGAUCUCAAGGACAGCAAAGGAUCCAGCAGCAGCAGGGCCCCGGUGAAGACGGAUGUUAUUGGAGGAGACCCCGCGUACGUUGCUGGCCUGAGCUCCCUGGAUGUGGAAAAUCCCACUGCAAACAACGACAUGUUCUCCAAAUGGGCGGGGUCUGUGAAAAACUUCCCCCGUGUCAUCAAACAGAAGGUGAGGCCGCUGCACGAGCUGGUGAAAGAGGUUGCGUGUGCCAGCGUGAAGAAGGUGCACCUGAAACGAGCGCUGGAGGCGUACCUGGACGAGGAUCACACCUGCCACUGCCAGCCCUGCCACAACAACGGCCACGCCCAGCUCAGGGGAACCACCUGCACCUGCGUCUGCCCUCCCGGCACCUCAGGGCCCGCCUGCCAGCACGGGACUGUCCUGGAGGGACAGCCAGGGGUGAUCCAUGGAGGCUGGAGCUGCUGGUCUGCGUGGAGUUCCUGUUCUGGAGGUCAAAGGUCACGGUCACGCAGCUGCAUCAACCCGCCGCCCAGGAUGGGGGGGCGGCACUGCAGCGGGGAGCCCAGCUCCCAUCAGCCCUGCGAGGACCCGGAGCUGCAGCACCUGCGAACCAUGGAGCCUCACUGCUUCGACUCGUCCCUCACCCCAGCCACGGCCUGCCGCACUCCGCCCCCCCUGAGGAACGGCUUUGUGCUGGACCCCAAAGACGUGUAUCCAGUGGGCAGUAAGGUCGUGUACUCCUGCAUCGAAGGGCACUAUAUCAUUGGAGAUGCUGUGGCGGAGUGCACCGAGGAGCAGAACUGGCGGAGACAGGCCAUGGAGUGCAAGAGCACAGAGUGUGGGGCUCCGCCUCUCCCACCUGACAUCACAGCCACCCCCUGGAAGCUGACCUAUCAGAUUGGAGAGAAGGUUUCCCUAUCCUGCCCGCCUGGAUUGCAGCGAGAGGGCGUGUCUGAGAUCACAUGUGACUCCAGUCUCAACUGGUCCCCAUCUCCAAGUAACACAAAGUGCCAAGCGAUGCCGACAGCACCAGCGGAGGGCCCAGGCGUGCAGUGCAGGCCGUGGGAGAAGCGGGUGAAGGACCACUGUGUGUGCAGGAUGCCCUAUGAGUGCGGCUCGUCCCUCGAGGUGUGCGUGAUGGACAGCGAGCGUGGUCGUGCGGUCAGACUGAGCGCGUGCAAAGUCCAUGCCUUGAAGUGCCUGGGGCGGAGUUACACCAUGACUGAGGAUAGCGCCUGUGAUUGGCCGAGGCACGAGGCCACACCCUGCACAGCCUGUCAGCUGUGGGAGAAGUGUGACGAGCGGACACGCGUGUGCGUGUGCAGGGAGCAGGGAGAAUGCAUCGAGCCCGGUGCCCUCCUGUGUGCCAAGCCUGGGGAGGGCGCCAUCGCCGUGACGAUGACAGAGUGUGAGGCGGGGCUCCGGAGGUGCAGGGGGGCCCACAUCUCCAUCCUGUCCCUUCAACCCUGUCCUGAGUAAAUACCCCUCCCCACAGUAAAUACCCCUGUCCUGACUAAAUACCCCUGCCCUGAUAAAUACCUCUGCCUGCAGUAAAUACCCCUGACUGGAGGAAAUAACCCUGUCCUGAGUAAAUACCCCUGUCCUCAGUAAAUGCCCCUGACUGGAGUAAAUACCCCUGUCCUGAGUAAAUACCCCUGACUGGAGUAAAUACCCCUGACCGGACUAAAUACCCCUGUCCUGAGUAAAUACCCCUGCCUGCAGUAAAUACCCCUGACUGGAGUAAAUACCCCUCUUUCUGCACUGCUUUUUAAUGUACAUAGAGAAUAUACCAGUCACGCUCUCAGGUAAAAAAGGCUUUUCAGCAGAAGUGUAACAGACAGAGGGCCAGUGUGCACACUCAUGGGCCAGUGUGCACACUCAUGGGCCAGCGUGCACACUCAUGGGCCAGCGUGCACACUCAUGGGCCAGCGUGCACACUCAUGGGCCAGCGUGCACACUCAUGGCAGAAGGAACAGCAGCAGUUCUCAUUAGACUGUAACAUAGUGUUAUAGUUUAUCAUAAGUUUAUACGCUAUGAUUUAUACUAUAAUUAUAGUAAAUUUUAUGAUUAUUUUGUUUUAAUCACUGUCAUUUGGGUUGUCUAUCAAGCCUCAAAGUUUACGUUAAAAUUGAAAUCUUACAUGACAUAGCACACCUCAUCCAUUCUGCUGAGUAGAAACAUCUGAAGACACAGCUCUUCCGCUCUCACCUGAGCACC